Lingula anatina is the source of this 1910-nucleotide messenger RNA. RefSeq lists its product as uncharacterized. The record is from RefSeq and is a predicted model, not a curated record. Lineage: Eukaryota; Metazoa; Brachiopoda; Lingulata; Lingulida; Lingulidae.
AUGUUUUUAGUCGUGGAAUGUUCUGCCCCAACUAUUCCUAACACAGUUCGCUCUCCGGCAACUGAAGUUUACAGAUUCAACAACACUGUUACCUUCACUUGCAACAGUGGGUAUCAAUUCAGCGAUUCCAGUUCCAGCUUCACACUGACAUGUAGUCUUAGAGAAGAAUUUGAAGGGGAGAGAAAAACAUGUAUCAGAACCUGUGAAUUCCUCCAUCUGGGCAAUCGCCAGAGACAAGUUACACAGCGUCCCGUUACCUUUGAGGGCCAAACUGUCACAUAUACAUGCACUGAGGGCUUCCAAUUCAACGAUACGUCAACAGUAAAGAACCUUACUUGCCGAGCCGAUGGAACAUUUGACCAGAAUUUACCUAGCUGUGUUCCUAUUUCGUGUGGUUUUCCUGCGGUGUUGCCUGGGGCUGGUACCCAAGCAGCGUCCACAGAUUCUAACAUAGGUGCCAGUGUCGGUGUGGGCGUUACAGGAGCAAUUGUACUGAUAUUACUUGUUGUAAUAGUUGUUGUAUUCGUCAAACGUAGACGGAAACGUAUGGCAAACCCAAAUGAAGAUAUCGAUGUAUCAAGCAACGGAAAGCUCAGCAACACAAUGCACACAACAUCCAAUACUCACGGUGACACAAAUCUGUACGAACUCGAGGGAGAAUGUCCAAUGGCAGACCGGUAUGAUCAGUCAAAUAAUAUGAGACAGAAUUCUAAUACCGAAAACCAGGCCUCUGAUGUACAGGAUCUAUAUGCCGUGCCUGACAAAUCCAAAAAGAGCAAAAAAGGCAAGAAGCAACAAAAUACCCCUGCAAGCUAUCCAGACAAUCCGUAUGAAUAUGUCAGCAAACCUUCUGCCCAGACAUCUUCCGUUUCAAGACAGGAUUGCAGCAGUACAUAUGAACUUGCAGGGCAGUUUCAAAAUGGAGGCUAUACCCAGUCUAUUGAUGAUGAUGAUGAAGUGGAGUUUGUUGAAAACGAUAUUUAUGAAACAGGAGACUUUGACAACAUGGGCUAUGCAUAAGUUGAAAACGACAUUUAUAAUUCGUCGGUGUAAUUUUAUUUAAGAAAAGUUGCGGUCCUUUAUGUUUUAUAUUUGGAACCUUAUCUCAAUGUUUGCGUUACUAGUAAGUUGGGACAUAAAGGCCUGUGCAAAAUACUCUUCAUAAUACCCCUAAGUAUUCAUGUACUGUAAAAAGGCUUAGGAUCAUUUUCUGGUAAAAUUGCGGAAACCUAUAUUUAUUUCUUUGACCAAAGUUUGCUUACAAUAGAAAUCCGGUUUUAUCAGCGAUGAUGUAGGCCUAUAUAUGCGGAAACUUAAAUUCGGAAUUACUAAUAGAAAUUUCCUUGUCCAGAUAUCGUUACUUUAGUAUAGAAAUAUGGGCUUUAAAAUACCCUUUUGUGGCUUUCAACAUGAAGGGAUUCAGACUAGUGGAUAACCAUAUAAAAACUGAGAUGUGAUGAUUUUUUCGUCCUGGAACAUACUCAGUGUUGUAUGGGAAUUGUACAUGAUCAUAGAUUUUCAUAUAUAGUAGUCAAAUUUUUAUUUUCCUGACAUACUAACUGUUUUUUAAUUAAGUGAAAAUGAUAAUUAAAAAAUACGUACAUUAAUUUUAAGCUGUUGGAAUUUGAGAAUACAAAACUCUAGCAAUUAUUAUGCACCACACAUUUUAUGAUCUAUCACGUGUUUCACAGCGAAGGGUCUAUAGCACUUCGUACUGGAGUUGUUGUGAUAUUGAAAGUUUUAGGCCUACUUCAGUAGUGUAAUAUUUUGUUGUCAUUUCUUUAUAUGUAUGUACAUGUAAGUACGCCUAUCACAGCUUAAAAGGGCCGGGGUGCAGGUAUAUGUCAUAACUAUAUAGGCUACACUAUUUACUUCAGUGUUGUAAUGUUUACAGGGGCGGAUUUAGGCCG